UGGUUAUCGUCUGCGCAUUGAUUUGUGAAUCAUCUGUUUUUGUUUCUCCCCGUUUUCGUCGCUUUGUUCAAGUGACUAAUUACAGUGGUUUUCAAAUUACGCAGUGAAUUGAUUUUCUCUUUAUCGUUUUCUAUAUGAUACAAGGAAUGUGCAAGCUAAAUAAUAUUUUAAAUCACCGUCAAUCAGAAAAUCCAAAGCAACAAACAUUUGAAAAUUUCUUCUGGCCCAGCAAAAUUGUGUACUUACGAACAUUUCCGGCACGAGUACAAAUUCUCCAUACAUAUAAUGUCACAAAUUCGCCCACUGGCACCCGAGCUGGCUGCGGUCGCGCGCACCGAACUCAAUGAAGUCGAAACAGAUAUUGCCAGCAAAAUUAUAGAGCUGCGCCGGUGGAUUGAAGAACAGCCAUAUUUGACGGCGCGGACCGAUGAUCAAUUCCUUGUGGGCUUCCUGCGUUUCUGCAAAUACAAUAUGGAUGACGCGAAGAAACGUAUCGACUACUAUUACACAUACAAAACAACAGCUGGCGAUUUACUUAAGUCUCGACGCAUUGACGAUAAAGUAUUUGGCAUUUGCCGUGCGGGCAUAUUCGCCACACUACCCAAACCAGUCGGUCCAGGCGGUCCGCGCAUACAUUUCACACGUAUGGGUCUAAUUGAUACCUCCCUCUAUACGGCCAAAGAUAUCUUCCGUUUCAUAAUGUUUCGUUCUGAAAUUGAGGCCAACACCGAUGAUAAUUGGAUUAUUAGUGGUGUGCUUGAAAUAAUCGAUUUUUCGAAAAUUCCGUAUGCAUUGUUGCGUCAAUUCGAAGCGAAUUUAUUCAAAAAGAUGGCCGCAUUCUUAGAAUAUGGCGUACCCACCAAUCUGGUGGGCACACACAUCGUAAAUGCUUCCAUGGAUGCCCAAAUCAUAUUGAAUUUGGUGCGUCUGGUUAUGAAACAAAGAGAAUUGCUCCACAUACACUCUACGCUGGAGUCACUGCAGAAGGCCAUUGGCAAGGAGUAUCUGCCCGUCGAAUAUGGUGGUAAUAAUGGCACCUACGAAGAAGCCAUGGCAAAUUUCGAACAACAGCUCAACGAUUUUAGCGAUUAUUUCGAUGAGGAUGAAAAGUAUGGCGUCGAUGAGACAUUGCGACAAGUUGAGCCAACAGUUGGUCCGGCUGCUAAUAAGACGCCGCCCACACCAGUCUCGCCGCCAUCGCCUAAAUGUGUGAGUGUACCUGAAGAGUCUUUUCGUAAAUUAAAUAUUGAUUAAAUUAAAGCAAAAGUUAUAAAACGAAACAAACUAACUAAUAAAAGAAAAAUUAAUUAUAAAAAUAAAAAAAAUAAAAUGAAAAAAGCGAAAGUAUAAAUUUCAAACAUAAUGUGAAAUAAUCCACAACAAAAUUAUUAAAGCUGCAUGAACAGCAACGUAAAUAACUUUGAAGCAUUUUGCGUUUUUUGUGCGUUUGUUAAAAAGUGCAAAAGAAAAUUACAAAAGUAUAAACUAAAAUUGAACAAACUAAAAAGCAACAGUUCGUAAAUAAUUUACUGCGUAAAUAGUAAAAAAUAAAAUGUUUUAAACGAGAAUAUGCAAUUUAUUUAGCGACGUGUUAUAUUUACAACUAAGUUUUCAUACACGAAGGCAACAAACAACAUAUUGGCACAGCCAACACGAGCGAUAAGUUAACAGUAAUAAAAAUAUGAAAGUAACGGUACAUAGAGCUAAAAGCAGCGGAACAAAUGCAACUAUCGCAACUAUUUACUUGAAUGUUGGCGUCGUAUUCACAUGAAAGUUGUAGUAUAUAGUAUAUAUAUAAAGAAAUAUGUAUACUAUAUAUACAUACAUAAUACAUAGAGAGAAGCUAUAUAUUAUAUACUGCAUAUAUAAGCAUAUAAACUAAUUUUUAAAAGCUUCAUUUAUAUUAAACAAAGUUAUUUUUGGGAAAGAUUUUUCAUGGAUGUAUAUAUUUAAAAGCGAAGCUAUAUAUGUAUAUGGUGUAUGUUUUUUUGGAAAUGGUAAAUAACGAGAGAAAUUAAAAAAUUUGAACAAAACGAAACUAUAUUAAUACAAAUACAGAUAACAUAAACAUAUUAUGUACACAAAAAAUUAAAAAAAAGGAAAUGUGAACGUGUGCAUUGUAAAUCACUCAUUUUAGAUAUAUAGUUAUUAUAUACAUAUAUAUAUUGUGGUGUGUUUAUCAUUACCAUUUUAAGUAAAACUAAAAAAACUAAUUAACAAUUUAAAUAUUAAUUGUAUGCAAAUACGCCAAUUCCAUUUUUUGUGUGAAAAUUAUCUUAAACCACUAGGCAUUUAAUUGUUAAACGUGUUCGAAAUAUUGCCUAUAUAUAUAAACUUACAAAACCGUUGAGAUUUUUAACUAAGUUAAAUAUUUUUCCCUUUGAGAUUUUGGUACAAUUGUCCGAGUGUUUUUUUAUUUGGACCAAAUUGGUUUUGGUUUUCAUGUUUUUCGUAUAAACAAACUCAUUUAUUCUGCAUAGCAUAUACAUACAUACGUACAUGUGAUUUUUGAUAUUCUGUGAAAGAAAAUUCAACUAAAAAAAAUUUAAUUUAAAUUUAUUGUUUAACAAAAAUAUGCAAAUUACGAGUAAAAAGAAAAUUAAUAAGUACGAAAUACUUUAAAAAUUAACCAAAACAUAAAAUUAAUUUAAAUUAAAAUUAAUUUAAAAAAGUUUAAUGGGUUACAUUUAUUUUGAAUUUUUUUUGCAAGCAAAAAAAUGCCAUUUUCGUGUAAAAAGAAAUUUAUUAAGUGCAAAAAACUUAACACUUUUGCUGUAUUUAAAAAUGAGUUUAUUAAAAUUUAUUUGUGGCUUUUUUGCUAUUUUUUGACUGUCAAAUAUCUUCAAUUUUUCCAAAAUAAUUUUUAAGAACGCUUUCGAUGUAUUUAACAAUUUUUUUGAUUAUAGCAUAAUAUUGAACUUUUACAAUAUUUAUAAUCGUUGAGUUAAAACACUUUAACCAGUAAUAAUAUUUAAAAAUAUACAUAUAUAUUUUAAAUUUCAUAUAUUUGACAUAUUAACAGUUUUAAAACAUUUACAUUACAAAUAUACUUAUAUAACAUGUAAAUUAAUAGUUAAUUUCAUUAAGAGUGGUACUCGUAAUUGCAAAUUUAAGUACGGUUUACGGGCCUGAACCAUAUUCGAACAUAUAAAAUUAUAUUUUUUUACCCCUUAUACUAUGAAUCACAACUUAUCAUUAUUCGAAUAGCUUCUGGAAAUAAUGUAGCUCUUUUGUUUUAAUCUGUACACACAACCAUUCUUAAAUUGCGUGUGGUACAUACAUACAUACAUAAAAACAUAUAUACACAUAAUA
This is a messenger RNA of Bactrocera dorsalis (oriental fruit fly), 3312 nucleotides long. RefSeq names its product alpha-tocopherol transfer protein-like. The coding region runs from base 286 to 1254 and encodes 322 amino acids. NCBI's taxonomy places the organism in Eukaryota, Metazoa, Arthropoda, Insecta, Diptera, Tephritidae. Gene Ontology annotation, molecular function: phosphatidylinositol bisphosphate binding. Gene Ontology annotation, cellular component: membrane. The transcript is spliced from 4 exons. The record is from RefSeq and is a predicted model, not a curated record.